Quercus lobata is the source of this 606-nucleotide messenger RNA. RefSeq lists its product as uncharacterized. Bases 1 to 606 code for a protein of 201 amino acids. The transcript has a single exon. The record is from RefSeq and is a predicted model, not a curated record. Gene Ontology annotation, molecular function: nucleic acid binding; RNA-DNA hybrid ribonuclease activity. Lineage: Eukaryota; Viridiplantae; Streptophyta; Magnoliopsida; Fagales; Fagaceae.
AUGGGGAUUGAAGUAGAAUCAUGGAAGAUGUAUUUUGAUGGAGCAACAAUUCAAAAUGGAAGUGGCAUUGGAGUUCUCUUAAUUUCUCCAAAAGGGACACACAUUCCAUUUUCUGGCAGACUCAACUUUCCUGCCACCAAUAAUGCCACUGAAUAUGAAGCUUGCAUCAUAGGGUUACGAGCAGGCCUAGGCUUGGGGGUGAAAGUGUUAGAGGUGUAUGGUGACUCAGUUUUAAUAAUCUCCCAAAUUCAGAAUAAAUUGAAGAUCAAAGAAGAACGGCUAAUGUCUUAUCAUGAAUGUCUUCAGAAUUGGACCUCAAAAUUCAGCAAGAUCCAAUAUCAAUAUGUGCCAAGAAUGCAAAAUCAGAUUGUAGAUGCUUUAGCAACCAUGGCAUCUAUGAUGGAUGGGCCAAAAGAAGAUGAAGCCAGACCAAUAAUGGUGGAACAAAAAGAGGAACUAGCUUAUUGCAUGACAAUAAAAGAAGAUGGGGGAAAGAAUGAAGAAGGUGAAUGGUAUUUAGACAUCCUACAGUACCUAAAGGAUGGCAUAUACCAGAAAUCUAUAGACAAGAAUGACCCAAUUAACCAUCCGGAGGUUUUCUACUAA